AUGCUCAACAUCCCUGCGAAGGACUCUUUCACCGCGUCGCCGACAACUACGCCGGGAAACACGCCGGGAAACACGCCGCGAAGCACGCGCGCGCAGGAGGCGGAGGAGGCGAGCGAGCUUGUGGCGGUGGGUUGCUCGUACGCUGUUAUGUGCAAAAAAGGGCGGCGCGAGUUCAUGGAGGAUGCUUACCAAGCCAUCCCGCAGUUCGGCACGUCUCCCGGAAAUGCCUUCUUCGGCGUGUUCGACGGCCAUGGCGGCACCAUGGCGGCGCGGUUCGCAGCGGGCAACAUCGCGGGGAACGUUCUGAAGGCGGCGCAGCAAGGCGCAGAGAGCCCGGAGGCGGCUUUGGUGGAAGGCUUUAAGGAGACUGAUAAACAGUUUCUUCAACAGGUGACCAAUCAAGAAGCCGUCGACAUCGCCCGAUCAUGCCUGGAAGUUGAAAUCAAGGCGUUCAAGCGCAACAACCCUCCCUCCGCCAAAACAAGUGCAUCCUCUCUCUCCACCAUUCCCUCCUUCUCCUCCACCUCUACUGAAUCCUCCUCUCUCACUCUCAACUCCGACGGCAAAGAAUCCGCAUCGGACGACGGCCUCACAACACCUUCCCCGGAUGCCGAUUCAAAUGCCAAGCUCAACCCAUUUGCUCUAAAAACUCCCCGAGAGCGUACCAGCAGCGUUUUUGCUGUCGGGAGUCUAAAACAGGUUACCGAGUCCGCCCAAGAAGGGGACAACCAGGGCCGCGAUAUCACUGCAUUCCCUUCAACGGAGGAAUCUGAUGUGUCAUCCAGCAGUGAAGACUCUGCGAAUGAGGUCAGCGAGGGCAGCGAGGAAGGCAGUGAGGGGAGCGAGGGGAGUGAGUCGGAGGAGGGCGGAGAGGGAGAGGCUGGUUUGCAAGGGAAGGGCCGGAAGGCGCAGGGGACUGAAGAGUCGGUGAAGUCUGCACUGCUGCUGGCGUGUCAGAAGCUGGUGGAGGCUGCUGGGAAGCGAGGCAGCCAUGACGACACGAGCGUCAUGGUCAUCUCCUUGGCACACUACAUGCUCUAG
Molecule: messenger RNA, 1041 nt
Organism: Closterium sp. Naga37s-1
Lineage: Eukaryota; Viridiplantae; Streptophyta; Zygnematophyceae; Desmidiales; Closteriaceae
Source: the annotation of a GenBank genome assembly